AUGGGCAAUGCGAUGGUGGCCAGGCUCGGACUGGGGCUGCUGCUUCUGGCGCUGCUCUUACCCACGCAGAUUUAUUCAAAUCAAACAACUGUCAGAACACUUUCAAGUAACUCCUCCCAGAGUACCUCAGCUGCCCCAAGUACAACUAAUGUCACCACCCCAGGAGGUGGUGCCCUGCAGUCUACAGCCAGCCUCCUCGUGAUCUCACUCUCCCUUUUACAUCUUUACUGCUAAGAGACUCAGGUCAAGAAACAUCUAUGCU
This is a messenger RNA of Choloepus didactylus (southern two-toed sloth), 262 nucleotides long. Its product is annotated as signal transducer CD24-like. NCBI's taxonomy places the organism in Eukaryota, Metazoa, Chordata, Mammalia, Pilosa, Megalonychidae. Gene Ontology annotation, biological process: cell adhesion. The record is from RefSeq and is a predicted model, not a curated record. The transcript has a single exon. Bases 1 to 234 code for a protein of 77 amino acids. Gene Ontology annotation, cellular component: external side of plasma membrane.